AUGGAGCCAGGGCGCGCGGGAGCAAAGCACGGCCCAACGCCGACUCCGCCCGGCGGGGGCCUGGGCUGCGUCCCUCACCCCUGGCCCAAGAGUCCCCGGCCCACCCGAGCCCGGGCGUACCUUGUUCUUGACCUCGGCCGACAGCCCGUAGGAAGGGCCCUUGUUGAAGUGGGUCAUGGUGGCUUGGAAGGCGAAAAGGGGCUGCGCUGGGGUCCCGGAGUCUGUCGCACUCGGCUUCCCCCUCCUGGCCCCGAGGAGUGGCCGCCGCGGGGGAUGCUCGGAGCUCGCUCCUGGGGCGGCGCGAGAGACGCCCUUGACGCGACGGCGGGGCGCAGGCGGUGCCUGGGUGACUCGGUCCGGCUCGGUCCGACUGGGUCCGCAGAGCGUCGCGCUGCGCUCCGGAGCCCCGCUGGCCGCUUCGCUCGCUGCCCGCACCGCGGAUCCGCACGCACUGCCCCCACCGCCUCCCCGGGGUUUUCAGGGAUUGGCCGACGCGCCCGGCCAAUGGAGGGCCGCCCUCUCCCGCCUCUCCGGCGAGGGGGCGGCGCUCCUCCCCGCGCGGGUCCCGGGCUCCCGCCCCCGCCUCACGCCACCCGGACCCGCGGCGCGGCGGCCACUCCCCUAGACCCGGCCGGGGCACUGGGCGUCGGCCUCUGGCCGGUGUUUGGGGGCUUCCCGGGCUCGGGAGCCUCACGUCCGCCUCCAGGCGCUCUCCGCGCCUCUGGACUCAGCGGGCAGAGGAAGCCCACCAGGGCUGACCUGCCGCCUUCUUCCCUGCCGGGGGCGCCCGGACGCGGGGUGGGGCCUCCCCACCCGCUGCUGGAGUCCACCGUGAGGGACCUCCACCGACACCUGCUCCUCCCUGCCUCACACACCUUGCACACCUGUCGAGCUCACCUCCACCCCGCCGCCGCCGCCACGGGAGCAGCCCAGGCUUUGGGCCAAAUUCGAGCUCACUCAGCCUCAGCCUCUAAAUGGCGUGCGGAAGAAACUGGGGAGUGUCCCAUGGCAAAGCCUGAGACCCUUCAAGUCCGUUUCUGGAUUCGCAGCCCUUUCUGUGCAAACGACGCUAAUCCGGAACUCUGCUGGUCCCAAAACCCAGGCGGCUGUCGCUCUUUUCAUUUUGAAACUGGAGCCCUUUGUGCGGAGAUGAGCAUUUCAGACCAGAGGUGGGUUUCAUCUUCUGGUUUCUUACCGCCGCUGCGGUCAUCUGAUAGGAGCCGAAAGCAGACACUGUCACCUGCCUGUGCUCCUGCCGCUGGCCCAGCCUAGCCGUCCACCAAACGUUGCAUCAUGUACUCCCCCGGAAAACGACUAUCAGGUAGACCCCCUGUCCGUUUCAGAGGUGAAAAAGCUCAGAGACCUAAGCAUCCUGUCCAGGGGUGGGCUGCCUCCACAGCCUCACCUCUUGCCAUCACUUUGGGGUCCACUUUCAGGACAAGUUUCAAUCCCUGAGAGCCCGGUGUGAGAGCUUUGCUUGCCAAACACCAGCCACCUGCUCCGUGGGCCAACCGGCUUGAGAAGAGGAACCAAAAACCAAAAAAAUCUCAUCAUAGUUGAACCACCCUGGCAUGAAAUAAAUAAGGCAAUAUAGGCAAGACAUACACAAAAGCUACUCAUUUUGUGAAGAUUUCCCAGUGACAAUGGGGGAUGACAUUUAGGAGGAGAGUGAGAUUUAUAAAGGAUUUGCUAACUUACUCUGCAGGUGAUAUGACAAUUAGGUCAUUCUUCCUACACAAAGAUGACACAAUCGACCCACUCUUGGUGUGGCAGGCAGCUCGGGCUGUUUUUCCAGUAGGGUGGCAGUGGCAGUGUCUCAUGCACAAGAUUUCACCCACUUUUCUUUAGUGUGAGAGACAGCAGCCAGAUCUGAGGACAAAUCACAGUGCCCAGUCUUGGAGCUUUCCUGCAGCCAUCUACACCCGACUGCCUCUGUUGCACCACAGCCAGAAGAGAAAUAGACAAAAUCAUCUGAAGUUGCUGCCUUGGGGUGAACAAGAUGUAGGUGUGAACUCAUGCAGUUAAUGGGACUGAGAGUGGAGACUCCAUCCAAUAAUGGUGUCUGGGAGGCGGCCCUGGUGGGCGGUCCUUAGCCUUGAGGGCGUGCCUGAAGGUAGUUCUAGAAGAGGACUGGUUAUAAAAGCAGAGCCCGGCCUAGUCACACUUUCUGCUUGCCAGCUUGCUGUGUGUUCCUUCCUCCCCACACACUCUGGCACUGCCAUCUGCCAAACCGUUGGGGCUGGCCUGGUCUUGGGCUGUAGCCAUGAAGAACCAUGAGAGCCCAAAUCAACCUCUGUGUUUGUGGGUUAACACCCUAGUCUGAAGCGCUGGCAUCCCAUGUGGGUCCCAGUUUGAGACCCGGCUGCUCCACUUCCUGUCCAGCUCUCUGCUGUGGCCUGAAAAAGCAGAGGAGGAUGGCCCAGGUCCUUGAGCCCCUGCACCUGCGUGGGAGACCUAGAGGAAGCUCCUGGCUCCUGGCUUCGGAUCAGCGCAGCUGCGGCUGUUGUGGCCAAUUGGGGAGUGAACCAUUGGAUGGAAGAACUCUCUCUCUCUGUCUUUCCUCUCUCUGUGUAACUCUGACUUUCAAAUAAAUAAAUAAAGCUUAAAAGAAAAUUGCCAAACUUUUCCCAAAAUAGUUGUACUAUUUUACAUUCCCAGCUUCUACGGGAGUUCCUGUUCUUGUACUUCUUUGCCAACAAUUGGUAUAGUCAACCUUUUUACAUUUAGCCAUUCUUGUAGAUGUGAAGUGGUUUCUCAUUAGGGUUUUAAUUUGAAUUUUCACAAUAAAUAAUGAUUCUAGGCUUC
Molecule: messenger RNA, 2805 nt
Organism: Oryctolagus cuniculus (rabbit)
Lineage: Eukaryota; Metazoa; Chordata; Mammalia; Lagomorpha; Leporidae
Source: RefSeq, a predicted model, not a curated record